GCAAGAGCUGUGGAAAAAAUGGUCUAAAGUUAAAGUUAAAGAAUCUAGGUAAUGUUUCCAAUGAUUGUUAUCUGGACAUGAGUAGAACUCUGGAGCUGAAAAGGCACAUGACUUAUUCUGCAUUCAGAGUCCCCCUUAGCUCAGAUGUACACACAGACAUUGGUCCAGCCCUGUUUGUGGAAGACAUGGUCUGGAAAGUAUAGGCAUAUUGUCUUGAUCUUUUUAAGUUUAUGACGUCUUUCCCAUAGACAGGUCAUGGGUUUUUUUAAUGCCUUUAGCUACAAUGGUGGGCGUGAUAGCUUCUUAAGAAAUAAUGAUGCAAGAUGCUCUUUGUUCAUUAAUUCAAACACUGAGUGAAGAGUCUCUCUUUUCUAGCCUGAAAUCUUGUACCCUUUUAAUGUUGAUCUGUGAUUUCAUCCACAGUCCCCUUAAAAUAGUUGGAUUGCUGAUGAAAUAAAAUGCGUCCUGAAUAGCAAAAAUACAAUGUAGAGCCAAUAGAAAGCUGUGCACUAUGAUGUGUAAUCGGGUGAGACAUAUUCUGGUUAUCCAGUAAUUAUUCAUGUUUUGUACAUCAGAUAUGUAUUUUAAUAUAAACAGAUUCAGAGGGGAAAACAACAAGAGUAUGGAACAGCAUUUAUAGACUAUCCGUGAACAGAAGGAAAGAGAAGACCUGCUGGUUAAAAAAAAAAGUGCUGCAUAUACAGAUCCUCAAUCAGCGUGAAUGGCAUUAACAAAGGAUUCGUUUGAACGGAUUAAGUGGCUUAUCACAGCUGCCUGGUGGAUACUGGUUGUUUUUUCAGCACAAGAAACUGAUGGGGGAGGAUAUGCAUAUAUUGAUCCAUGUGGGGGACAAGAUUGCUCAGUUUGUCGGUGCUUUCCAGAAAAAGGAUCAAGAGGUCAGCCUGGUGAGCUGGGACCUCAAGGUCCGAUUGGGUCCUUGGGAUUUACAGGACCACCUGGUCUGCCAGGGGAAAAAGGACAGAGAGGUGAGAAUGGGCAGCCUGGGCCAGCUGGAGAAAAAGGUGAUAAGGGCCCAACUGGAGUCCCAGGAUUUCCUGGUUUAGAUGGCGUUCCCGGCUUACCAGGCAGUGGAGGCCCCAGAGGCAACCGUGGGUUAGAUGGCUGCAAUGGCUCAAGAGGAGAUCCAGGAUUUCCAGGCGAAAGUGGUUAUAUUGGAUCAAGAGGUCCUUAUGGAAAUCCAGGGCAAAAAGGAGAAAAAGGAAAUUCAGUAUAUGUUACACAUUUUGGAAGAGGACCUCCAGGAGACAGCGGUGAUCCUGGACUCCCUGGCAUGCCUGGACCUAGAGGGUCAAGAGGUGCACCAGGCCCAUCUGGAUACCCGGGUCCACCAGGCUUGCCCGGUAUUCCAGGUUACCCUGGUCUGCCAGGUAAACAGGGAAAUCCAGGUAUUGGAGUGGACGGACAGAAGGGGGAGCCGGGCGACAUCGGACUUCCUGGGCCACCAGGGUCACCACUGUUAGUUGGACCUCCUGGAGCUCAGCUGUUCAAAGGAGAAAAGGGCCAAAAAGGACUGCCUGGGGUCACAGGACACAGAGGGCCACGUGGACCCAAAGGUGUACUUGGGAGAGGAGAAAAGGGCGAAAAAGGCAUUCCUGGAUCCCCUGGAUUGCAGGGUCAUCCUGGUUCUUAUGGAGUUGCAGGUUUCCCUGGAAUGAAGGGGGAAAUGGGAUUUGCUGGUUUUCCUGGAAAACCUGGCUAUCCAGGCAUACAGGGGGAUCCAGGAGAAGAAGGUCCCCCAGGUCCUCCAGGAGCCGUUGGAACUCUGCUGCUUCCUAUAAAAGGUCCACAAGGAGAUCCUGGAUUUCCAGGUCCUGCUGGUGAUGUGGGGUCAGUUGGACCAACUGGUCCUGCAGGCUUUCUAGGAAGACCAGGAGAUGAUGGAACAAGUCUACCUGGCUUGCCAGGAGUAAGUGGGCCACCAGGACCUCAAGGUUUUCAAGGUGACCCUGGUUUCCCCGGAACAGGUGAACCAAUCCCAGGAAGUCCUGGAUUUCCUGGACCACCAGGCCUACCAGGACAACCAGGAAGACAAGGCUUACCUGGACUACCCCGUGUAAUCUGUACUGACAGAGGGAUCCCCGGAGAACCUGGAGCACAAGGUCAGAUGGGCCUUCCAGGAAGAAAAGGUGAAAAAGGAGAAAAGGGAAAUCAAGGCCCCUGCUCAUGUGUUGCUGGUCCUCCUGGACCCCGUGGUGUACAAGGACCUCCAGGUACUCAAGGAAAGAAAGGACAAAUGGGAUACCCUGGAAGACGUGGAGAAAAGGGCGAUUCAGGCUUAUCUGGUGCAGUAGGAUCACCAGGGCUCCCUGGAACACCUGGUUCUGCUGGACAACAUGGUGAAAAAGGAGAGAAGGGUGAUCCAGGAAGGAUUAGAAUAAAAGGAAUAAAAGGUGAAAGAGGUCCUGCUGGGGUUCCAGGAUUUCCAGGCCAAAGAGGCAAUGAUGGCAGAGAUGGGGAAGUAGGAUUGCCAGGGGAAAAAGGAGCUGAGGGUGAUUCUGGGGUACCCCUUCCAGGUGAUACAGGAUUUCCUGGGGUUCCGGGACUUCCUGGGAUAAAAGGACAGAUGGGAUUGCCUGGUCUGGGGUUUCCUGGCCCUCCAGGAGUCAGAGGUAGCCCUGGAGACUUUGGUGAUACCGGUAGUGUUGGGCCACCUGGUCCAAAGGGCCAGAAAGGUGACACUGUCUGCAUUACGUUACCAUACCCUGGAAAUCCAGGUCCUCCAGGUUUUAAAGGUGUUCAAGGACCAAAGGGUUUAAAGGGACUCCCUGGUCAUCCUGGACCAAAUGGCUUUGAUGGGCAAAAAGGCCAUCAAGGCAGGCCAGGAACAGGAAUUCCUGGGCCUGAAGGCUUUCGAGGCCAACCUGGUGACCCUGGUGAUGAAGGUGAAAGAGGAGAUACCGUAGAUGGUAAAAAUGGCCCUCCAGGUCCACCUGGCAUAGAUGGUCAGAAAGGUGUUCCAGGUGAUACCACGUAUGGUCCUCCAGGAAUCCCAGGCAACAGAGGGCUGCCAGGACCACCUGGGGCACAAGGCGCAAGAGGUGAUCCAGGCAUUCCUGGGCUUCGAGGACAGCCUGGUACCCCAGGAUUUCCAGGUGCCAAAGGCUUUAGAGGCCCAGAAGGAGAUGUAGGAGCACCAGGCUGUCCAGGCUUCCCUGGUCUACCAUGUGACACAGCCUUACCAGGGCCACCAGGACUCAGAGGUGUCAUGGGCAUGCCAGGACCUCAAGGCUUACCAGGCUUCAAAGGCCAGAGGGGUGACAGAGGCUUAGCUGGGUCACCUGGAAUCAAAGGUCUCAAAGGCUCUCGUGGCUCACAAGGUCCCCCAGGUCCUCCAGGCUCCCGAGGAUUUCCAGGACUUCCAGGCAAUAAAGGACCACCUGGUUUACCAGGACAAACAGGAAGCAAAGGGAUACAAGGACCGCAAGGAUUCCCAGGACUCCCAGGAACACAAGGCCCAAUGGGAAUCACUGGUGUAAAGGGUGAAGAAGGAAAAAUGGGUCCCCCUGGGCCUAGUGGAGAAUGUGGGGAUAUGGGAAUAAAAGGCGAAAGAGGGCUUCCAGGAGACAGUGGCUGCGUUAACAUCCGUCUAGAGAAAGGACAACAGGGGGAACCAGGGUUUCCUGGUGAGAACGGAUCUAGAGGUGAAAGAGGUGAAAAAGGCAAUACUGGUUUCAGAGGCACCCCAGGACUGCCAGGGAAGAAUGGCGCCCCAGGAAUGCCAGGUGACCAUGGUGACACUGGAGUGAUGGGGUUUCCAGGACCACGGGGUUUCCCAGGACCAAAGGGCUUCAGAGGAAUUCUGGGUUUUCAAGGACAACCAGGUGACCAGGGUGACACUGGCUUACCAGGAAUCCCUGGAAAUCCAGGACUGACUGGCCGGAAAGGAUCAAAAGGCAGGAGAGGUGACGUAACUGCUCUGCUCGGUGCACACGGUCAAAGAGGGCCUCCUGGAGAUCCAGGAUUGCCAGGACUGUGUGGAUUCCCAGGAGAAAAGGGCUCACAUGGUAUCCAAGGGCAGCCUGGAGGACCUGGAUCCAAGGGUGACACCGGAUACCCAGGAAUACCUGGACUUCCAGGAGCUACAGGUCCUCAGGGACUGCCAGGAGAACAUGGAGAAGAAGGGAAACAUGGAAUUUCUGGACCUCCAGGAUUACAAGGAUUACCUGGAUCCCAAGGCAGAAAAGGUCUUCCCGGACUGCCUGGACUGGAUGGCUUGGAUGGACUAAAAGGUCAAAAAGGUUCUGCAGGAGCUCCAGGUCAAAGUGACACAGGUGCCCCAGGAUACCCAGGAGAGCUUGGACCAAAAGGAGACAGAGGUGAACCUGGAUGGCCUGGUAUUUCUAUUCCAGGCCCCCACGGAGAAAGGGGAUUCCCAGGAUACCCAGGUAGAAGAGGACCUGUUGGACCCACUGGACCUAUGGGAAGAUCUCCUGAUAGUGCUUCUCCUGGUCACCCAGGGGAUCAGGGACCACCUGGUUUAGAUGGCAUGAGAGGUCACCCUGGGAAUCCUGGUCCUCCUGGAGAGACUAUCUUUGUGCGUGGAGAUCCAGGGGAUAUUGGUAACCGAGGAGCACCAGGUAAUCCUGGGCUGCGAGGGCAACAAGGAGCCAGAGGUCCUCCAGGCAAUCAAGGAAGAAGAGGCCCAAAGGGUCCUAUGGGAAUCCAUGGCCCACAGGGUCCACCUGGUGCUAUAGGACAACCAGGAGACCAAGGUUUUCAAGGAAAACCUGGUCGCAGAGGUCCCACAGGUGACCCUGGUGAACCAGGAAAAACAGAUGAUUCAUGUCCUACAAUCCCAGGACCUCCUGGGGAUGCGGGGCAAAGAGGAGACGAUGGCUCUGUAGGAUUACCAGGGCCUAUAGGCCACCCUGGACCCCAAGGUAGAAAAGGUGAAGAAGGGUCGUGUGGCCUCCCGGGUCAGGAUGGCUUACCUGGGCCACCUGGACCACCAGGUGACCAAGGGAACAGAGGGGAGCAAGGAUUCGCUGGGCCACAAGGUCCACCUGGCCAGACUGGUAUCCCAGGACCACCAGGCCCCCAUAUUAGAUCUGCAAGUGGAUUCUUGCUUGUCCUUCACAGUCAGUCAGACAGAGAACCGCUCUGUCCACAGGGAAUGCCAAAAUUAUGGACUGGCUACAGUCUGUUGUACCUGGAAGGACAAGAAAAAGCGCAUAAUCAGGAUCUCGGUCUGGCAGGAUCUUGCCUUCCUGUGUUUAAUACCAUGCCUUUUGCCUACUGUAACAUCAACCAAGUUUGCUACUAUGCCAGUCGAAACGACAAGUCCUACUGGUUGUCAAGUGCUGCUCCUUUACCAAUGGCACCGCUCUCUGAAGAGGAAAUCCAACCGUAUAUCAGCAGGUGUGCUGUGUGCGAGGCCCCAGCCCAAGUGGUUGCAGUUCACAGCCAGGAUCAGUCAAUUCCUCCCUGCCCAGUGAACUGGAGGAGUCUCUGGAUUGGAUAUUCUUUCUUGAUGCACACUGGAUCUGGUGAUCAGGGUGGUGGACAGUCCCUUAUGUCACCUGGAAGUUGCCUAGAAGACUUCAGAUCAGCACCAUUCAUUGAAUGUCAGGGUCAGCGGGGAACGUGCCAAUUUUUUGCUAACGAAUACAGUUUCUGGCUAACGACUGUGAUGCCUGAAUUGCAGUUUGCAUCAGCCCCCCUGUCAGGAACUCUUAAAGAAGGACAAGAGCAGAGGAAAAAAAUCAGUAGGUGCCAGGUAUGCCUGAAACACGGCUAAUGUGCAAACCAAAACUGAACAGCUAGAGGGAGACCUGAAUAAGGAUGAACAACAUGCUAAGAUACUAUUUUAUAAUAUUAAACAGUAUUGAAUAUUCAAAUGUAUUUGAAAGUGUGCGACGCUGCUCUUUUUGUUAGAAUGGAUGGAUAAAAGUGAGAGAUGAAAGAUCUGUUGAGCCUCAUCCACCCACAUACACACAUCUACAGGGAGUAAAAUCUAGUGUAAAUCACUUGAAUUUAAAGAAACGAAACACUGGAGCCCAGAAACCGUACCUGUUGUGCAAGAAAAUGGAUUCACUGUUAGAAAUAGCACUUGCAACAGGAAGGGCAUAUGCAUUUAUAUGGCAUAUUAUAAACAUUUAUCCCUAUACAGAAGUGCAAACAGAGAUGUGUUCAAGCGCUGUAGCUGAAUUUCCCUCGCUAAAGAAACUCACACAUGCUGUUUCUGAUGGAAGGAGAAAAUGUAAUUGGCAAAAAAGCACCGUAAUAAAAACAACGGAGAUGAAAGUCUUUUACCAUUGCAGUGCUGAUCCAAACUGCAAAAGAAGUGGUAACUGGGCUUUCAUAAGAAAUAAAAAAGUUGCAAAUCCAUUUAACAGCAGAUUAUGUAAGAAAGUAAAAUUAGCUGAGGUAAGUCCUUAAAAGCUCUAUUUAUAUUCACAAUUAAUUUAUAAGAGCAGUUGAAGUAAAUUAUUAAGCUUGGUCCAGGUAGCUGAAGAAACAAAGAAAGUAGUCCCUAAUAUUAAUUAAAAAGAAAUAGUAGCAUGGUGACAAAAUGGGUGAACUUAUCUGAGUGACGAAUAGAAAGCAUCAUUAGGACAACUGUCUAAACUUGAAGCUAAUAAGUUUUGUUCAUUUUUUUUCCUUGUCUUUUGUAAAUACACAGCACAGAAAAAGAACUAUUAUUUAUAGUAUCAUAGCUCUAGAGAUGCUUUUUAUUUUUUAAAGCAUUAAUUAUUAAAGAGCUUUUAAGCUAAAGCAUAAAUCACCAUUUAUAAAAGUUAAAACCCAUCUAUACCCCCUUGAUUCUUCUAUAAAUCCAGAAGUAUUAAAUGUACAUUUGAAUCAUGGUGAAGACUGAAAACAGAGAUUGCAAAUGGAGGAUUCAUCAUGUGUAGAAGGGCCACAAACACUCCUUUUACCACUUAAAUUAGCUAUGUUUUACCAAAAUGGAAUAAAAUGUUUUCUCCAGCACUUUUCUAUUUGUGUUCACUGAGAGGUGCCCCCAGCAAAGGGAUUUUCAAGGAAACAGAGAUCCAUGUCCAAGAGUCCUAAUGCAAAGAAAACUCCCUCUGAAGCCAUCACGAGUCAACAGGCUGAUCAGACAAUUUAAAAGUUGGAUACACAAACUCAAAGAUCAGGAAGGACAGACAUUCCAGUCUCAGUCAGCACGAAGUAAAACAGUCAGAGGGUAAAGUCCAUUCCAGUGUGAAUACAUCAGGCUGUGCAACUUCCUUCUGACAAAACCAACCAAACCCCUCUGAUCAGCUGUGCUUACUUACACACAGCAAUGAACUCUCUGGCUCUUCCGCCUGGGAAAGGGUCAGGAGCCUCCCUGGAGUACAUCCCGGUUCCCACCUGUCUCAGGCACAUUUCCCUCUUGGUCCUAGUGGCCCACUGGGACACGGUACACCUCUUGGUUUACUCUUCAGCCAUCCCACCUGCGUGCUUUGGACCUGGCACACCUCACUGCCUUUGGAGGGACAAAUCCCUACUGUUAAACUGUAUAGAAUAAUUUAAUCCCCUCCUGCCUCAGACGGUAUCCCCCACAGGGGCAAGACUGGCUUUCUGGUUUGAAGCAUAAACCGUCAUCUCUGUUCUGCAAGGUGCUGAGUAGCUUCAGAGCUACCUCCUGCGAGAAAGCAGCAGGUGGAGAAGAGCACUGUGCCAUAGUCCCAUCUUCUUUAAGGUGCGCAGACCCCGUUUCCAAAAAGGCCACAGCUAAAACCACAACGGGCUGGUGGAUUCAGCUUAUAUUCACAGCAGCAAAUGCCCUGCUUCCUCAGGUGGUGCCCCCGUUUCCUCUGUGGAUUUUGGUAAUUCCACAUUGAGAUCUCAUUUAUGAGCUCUUCCUGACAGGACUCACCAGCUGCUCCAUUGCUCAUUUGCUGCCUCUGUUCGUGUUAGGAGCUCUCCGGAGAAAGGUGGUUGCUUUGCUGGAAGUGUUUACACAGCGGGACCGACUGCACUUUGGUGAAAAAUGAAAUAGAACCUCAAACGCUGUGUUAGCGCAAAUUUUGUCGUAAUAAGACAAGAUGAAGUAAGAUGGAAAAAAAAUGUGAUUUUGGAAUGGGAUCUGUGUUCACCUAACGUGAACAAGUACACCAAAACACCUUAAAAACCAUCAGAGAGUAUCAACAAAAAAUAAGACCUGAUAAUCUAACAGAUUUCCUGGUGUUUUACCAUCUUCCUCUUCUGCUUGAUUUGAAAACAUCGUGUAACCCAACCAUGCUUGUCUGUUAUUUUGACGCAGAGUUUUUGUGCCUGUGCCAGUUACAUUUUACCGUGUUCUAUAAAAACAUAUUAUACAGGAGAUGUGCUUAUAAGCUACCCCAGAUAGGUUAAAUAUUUAAUAGGUGUGCAAAUUCCCGCUUCAUGCUCAGCUGACUCUAAGGCAUUUGUCAGAAACAUUGUAUUAAUUCAAAAUGAAAUUGUAGAUAAAUGGCUUAAUAUCACAAAGCAAAUAAGCCCGACCAAAGCAUAAGCAGCACAUGCUUCAAUUCUGCCAGCAUUUGUCCAGUGACUGCAAGCAGAAAAAUAAUUGGUAAAUUAUUCAUAGGGGUCCUAAUUAUAAAUAAUGUGUGAAAAGGAAUAGCUGGAACUGUUCGUGAGUAAAAACACUCCUAAAGGCAACAGCCUCAUGCUGGUCCUUACAGUCCAAAUCACCCUUCUUAUUACAUUCAAGACCUUUGGAUCUUGCAUAGGCCCAGUAAAGAAGCGAAUUUUGUCCUAGAUGUCAGGCAGGAUAUUUACUAGCAACACAGAUGAUUAUGCUGGCUGCACUUGGGGUCACUGGAAUCGGAGCCCCAUGGGGUGAGCUGCCCUGGAAUUCAAUUCGGAACUGAUGUUUUACAGUGAGGAGAUUCCCUCGCCCACUGCCCCAGCAAAGCGUGGCAUCUGUGUGUCUGUAGGGAGCACGGACGGUGCCUGGCUCCAACUCACAGCAAAUCCUCAGGGCAGCUGGCAGACUCUACUCUCUCCUUCACAUCCCUCCGGAUCAGGAUUUCUGGAAGAUAAGCAGCGGAAAAUAAAUACUGCACAGCUUGAGUCCUGAUCUGCUGUGAAGAAAAGGGCUCUUUUUGCUUCAUCUGCUGAUCUUUGUAAAACAACAGUGGAGAUGCAAAGGCCUAACAGGGAAAAUGCCUUCCGAACGGAAUUUCAUCUUUUGGUGCGUACAAAGGAUGGCAGAAGAGAGAGACUAAAGUCAAACUGAACAUGGGCAUCAUUGUAAAAGCGGUAUUUUAAAAGAGUACUUUAAAUUCACUUGUGUGCGGUAGAAUUCCUGGAUUUGAAGCCCACAAUUCCCAUUCCAACCACGGCUACUGGGAUGAGGUAACAGAAAAGAGGCUUGGACUGCAGGCAGAAGGUUUUGAGCUGGAACCUGCGAGCUGUCCUUCCUACAAAAGCCCUGUCUUUCCAUAGGGAUUCCCACUGCUCCCACCCCCUGCUUGCCGGGUGCUCUUGUGUCAGCACCAUCCGUGCCCAGGAGCUGCUCAACCUCUGUGGCGAGCUGGUCCUGGCAGGCAGCCCAGCAACUUCCCUGCUGCUUCCCCCACUUCAGACAGGACAGGAGAGAAAAUGGGAGGAAAAGAGCAAGGAAACUCUUGGAAAUUACAAGGAAAUGACUGCCAAGCGCUGCUGUGGGCUGAACAGACUCAGCUCAGGGAAUUCAACUGAAUUUAUUGCCACAGUUAGCAUAAAUAUUCAAUUACUGAUCCAGGUUUUGGGAAACAAGCUAGCAAACCUUGAAACAGCUUUCCUCCCACUCCCCCAGCCUCAGCUUCCCUCCAGGCUCCUCCUGCCCCACUCAUUAUUGCUGCAGGUUCCACUCAGCCCCUUCACUGUGGCAAAAGGUGGUUCAAAGCCUUGGCGGAGGUUGAGUUGGCUUCUGGGUACCAAAAGUUCUCUGUGCUGUGUCUUCCUUCUUGCUCUUUUCCUUCGCCCCAACACUGGUCCUCCAUGGGCUGCAGCCCUUUUGAGGGAUUACCUGCUCCAGCACGGGUCCUCCAAGGGCUCCAGUCCCUUCAGGGCUGUGCCUGUUCUGCUGUGGAGCUCCGCAGUCACCUCCCGACCUUGGAUUGCUCAGAUCGGAAAACUGCUUAAAGACUCAUUCCCAGAAUCAUAUUGUUAUGUGCAGCAAGUUUAAGCAAAACUGUUCCAGGAAUUCUUCCAGGGUAAACUCUUAACCAAACAACUCGUUCCUACUUUGGCUGGUUCAUAAGCACCAGAGAAACAAAGCAAGUAUCAAAUCAGUUGAAACCCACAGGAUUCCUAUAGUCCAUACAUUUUUUUUGCCUGUGUUUAAGGCAAAUUGAACAAACCUUUUAUCCAUCAACUCAAGCUGUUGUUUACUUGCUCGGAAAAGAUUCCCCCCUAAAGUUUUAAAGUACAAUAUUGAGGUAAAACUAUACGUGAUGCACAUCACUGCCUCAUCCUCCCCGCCCAUGGCUAGAGAUUGCCAGUUUACAAUGCCUGCGCAGGCUCUCUAGCACAGCAUGCAAGGCCACAACAUCAGCCCUCGCUGGUUAUCCAAGUAUAACCACGAUUCAAACUCGGGGAACCAUAAAAAUCACAGAAUGGUUUGGGUUGGAAUGAACCUUAAAGAUCAUUCAGUUCCACCCCCCCAUGCCAUGGGCAAGGACACCUCCCACAUAGAAUCAUAGGAAACAAACUCCCUGUUGUUCCACAUGGACCACUGUAAACAACAUCACUUUACACUGACAUCUCAGACUGUAGCUGGGUCCUUUUUGGCUCUUACAAGCAAUCCUUAAAUAACUGAAUUUAAUUCAAUGCUACCAGAGAAAAAGGUGCAAAGAUGAGGACUCCACUUCUAACACUUACCAGGUAUUGGAAUUGCCUGGGAAAGAAAAUAAAAAAAAAAACCAAACACAAACCACAU
Messenger RNA from Cuculus canorus (common cuckoo), 10876 nucleotides. RefSeq names its product collagen type IV alpha 4 chain (gene COL4A4). The record is from RefSeq and is a predicted model, not a curated record. Gene Ontology annotation, molecular function: extracellular matrix structural constituent. Bases 722 to 5758 code for a protein of 1678 amino acids. The transcript is spliced from 46 exons. Gene Ontology annotation, cellular component: collagen trimer. NCBI's taxonomy places the organism in Eukaryota, Metazoa, Chordata, Aves, Cuculiformes, Cuculidae.